AUGGACAGGAGACCUUCGCGGCGAAACAGUAGUCAAUCAACCGUAACUUCUUCUUCAUCAAGAGGAACAGACCCUCAACAGCGCCGAAUCACCAGAGCUUUAGCUCAUACGAACCAAGAAGCAAAUAAUAUAGUCGAUGAAAACCUUCCACAACCGCUAAGGUAUUUUUAUCGGGACAGACAUCAAGACAUGACCGAUCAAUCGGAACCGAUGGACAUUGACGAACCUGUUGCGUCAGUAACUUCAGAACCAGUUGUUGUGGACAAUGUUGUCGUAGAAUCAAGUAUGAUGAACCUAGAUCAACCUGCAGAUAGUGAAGUUAAUCCUGAGGAAAAUAAUAACGUCGAACGGGAUAAUGUGCCUGAAGAGGUAGUAGAGCAUGAAACUGAUAGUGACGAAGAUAACGAAGAUAGCAUUCCUCGAAACGACAGUUCAAUGAACGAAGAAAUUGAGGAGAUAGUAAAUCCAAGAGUUUUUCUAUCUCAAGACAUCAGAGAAACACUUCGGGCCGUCAUUCAAACCAAUGCAAAUAGUGAACAAUUGGGAAAGCUUGCAAAUUUUUUCUUAAUGCUUGAGCGAACCGCACUCACUGAUUGGAAUCUCGAUUUGCUCAUUAGCAAAUUGGCACAAAUAGUAAAGAAUGUAAAUUCUGAUGCGGGAAUGCCGUUCGAUCUAAUGUUUGGUCAAAGUGACAUUGAUCCAGCCGUGUUACAAAGUAUCCUUGAAUCAAAUAUGUCCCAGAAUGAUCCCAACAUAAUCACGAUGGCAACCAGGUGCCUUGGAAAUUUGGUCACCGCACUCGGUGACAGCGCAGGACAUAUGGUCAGCAAUCCAAUUAAGGAGCGAGUAGUACCUCUAUUCUGUGAUAUUUUGGUCAAAGGACCUCAGACCAACGAUUCAGAACAUCUGAAAGACAUAAUAAUGGCUUUAUAUCAAUUCACGAGGCAUAACCGGGUUGAUUGUACCGGCAUCAUUGUCGAAAAACACGUUUUCCCACAUAUAUGGUCAUCCAUCUUCCCUUUUCUUACCGAUAAUGAUCGGAUACUCCCGAUAAAGUUGUUGUCAAGCUGUUGUCAAAGAGCUCCUCUGGAUUCCUUCUCAACAUUGUUGGAAGAGGCCAUAAAUGUUCCCGAUUUUCAAAGUUUAUUUGCUGACCAUGAGUUACCAGAUGUGAUCCAUUGGUGUUGUUUGAGCCUUUCUUUCUUAGUAUCACGUUUCAAAGGUCGGGUAGAUUCUUUGACGAUAUUGUUAAGUGACGAUGUAGUAAUGCAUAUUAUCAAACAUGUUAAUGGUUUGAACGAUCACAAUCAACUACGACUUUGGAAUAUGUUUACCAUCUUGGCAUAUAAGUCUCGUCCUAUUAUAAGCAAAUUUUUCCAACUAGGAAUCGGAAAGGCGAUAUAUGAGGCCUUGACGCGUAAACCUGCUUUGUUUCUUGACGACGAUGAUUCAGUUAAAGUCAUGAUCAAGAAAGUGCAAGAUGAUUUAGCUGAGGUUGAAGUAAUAUCUUUGCAGCCGCAUAACCUCUACAGACAAAUAUUCCUUUUCUUGCUUGCACUUUUUCCGGCGCUUCCAAAAUUAGGCUCACGGCAAAUUAAUCACGUUGUUUCUGACUCACCAUCAACAACUUCAACAGGAGGCGCUGAAACCUCAAACUCGAGGGAUAUGGUUGUUGAUUCCGAGGAUAAUUCUAGCUCAGCAAAUGAAAAUGAGACCACCGAAUCAUCACUGUUUAAAAAGCCCAGUAAGCAGCUUGCAUGUUUGUUGGUGCCGACAUUGAUAAAAACCUACCGGGGGACUGAGAAUUGGGAAUCGAGGAAGUUGAUAGUGGCAAUUAUCUUGGCAUUUGUGCUUUAUUUGGACGAUGACUUGAUGUGCGAGAUAUUGCAGCAAGCUUCAAUUGAAAAGUUUUUGAGAUGCGUUUUCACAGCUUCAAGUUAUAUUACCAAGAUGAAUAAUCACAUAUUAGAUAUGCAAACAUAUGCUCUCGAGAUUGUAGCUCAGUGCUUGGAGAGUUGGGGAAAAUGUUUUGGAGAUAUAUUCAAUCGUUCAGGAGUACUCGAUCAAGCCAUAAAGCUUAAUGAAGACCAAUUGGCGAAAAAGACAACAGUCCAAUAG
Molecule: messenger RNA, 2118 nt
Organism: Acaulospora morrowiae
Lineage: Eukaryota; Fungi; Glomeromycota; Glomeromycetes; Diversisporales; Acaulosporaceae
Source: the annotation of a GenBank genome assembly